Molecule: messenger RNA, 10739 nt
Organism: Bicyclus anynana (squinting bush brown)
Lineage: Eukaryota; Metazoa; Arthropoda; Insecta; Lepidoptera; Nymphalidae
Gene: rdgA
Product: eye-specific diacylglycerol kinase
Exons: 19
Coding region: 1153-4368 (1071 amino acids)
Biological process (GO): intracellular signal transduction; diacylglycerol metabolic process; lipid phosphorylation
Molecular function (GO): protein binding; ATP-dependent diacylglycerol kinase activity
Source: RefSeq, a predicted model, not a curated record
GCGUGCGCCCGCGCAUAUGUAGGCCCUCUUUAUCUUUAGUUUAGUUGACGUGCCCGUGCGCCUCGCCGAACACGCUCCCGGCAUAACCGCAAUCCGCCACCGUCAUACAUUACGAUGCAAAACAAUAGUGUGUUUAUAUGAUUCAUCGUAGUUCGUACCAGUAAACCGCGGUCCGUGUCAAAAUGUAGUUCUUAAACUAUGAAAUAGUGAAUUGAAACGACGGAGUUUGUUAGUUUUGAUGUUUUAUUGUGAGAAGGCUUUACAAUGUUUACUUUUGCUAUCCAUUUCGCUAUCGAUCAAGUUACCGUAAUGAAAAAUUCGAGACAAAACCUAAAAUGUUUGUAAAGUUUUUGGGGUUAUAUUCGUGAGUGAAAUCUACGAUAAAUAUUCGUUAGUACUCGUGUAGUUUCAUUACAUAGUGUUUAAAAUACUUAAGUACGAGUACGUUGGAUUCAAUCAAAUCCCUUGGACUUGUCAUACGAUUUGUGGUACCGGCCUCUAAAUACAUUCCAGUAUCGUACUGCGUGAAGGUCACGCCAUGUUGACUGUAAUAAAGUCAGUUGUACUUAAAAACGGUUUAAACUUUCAUUUAGGCAAUCGAUCUAUCAUCGAAGCCUUUAAGAUAUAACUAAAGACUUAAAAAAAUCUAACUAGUUAUAAAAAGCAUAUAAAUGCGAACGUUUUCUGUGAAGGUAGAUAUUAGAGUUCAAUGACAUCACGAUAAUAUCGAUUCACAUAUAACUGCGUAAUAUUAACCUCAUGAUCGUCUACCAUCGAUUUUUACAUUACGAAAGUAACAAAAACAAAGUGCUCCAGUCAAUUGGCUCAUUUGCGCGAUACAGCAGGUGAUAUCACCGAAUAAUAGGAGCAUUGAUGACGGCGCGCCGCCAACGUGCGCGAGAUACUGGUGCCACAAUGUUUGCUUUGUGAUUGUGAUUGGAGUCUGCGCACGAUAACGUUGCCAUACAAAAACGUUAGCCACGUGCUUUGAGCAAUAUCAAAUUGGAUAUACAGUGCGAUAGUGUUGCGUUUUGUGUGUGUGACAGUGAGUGCAAUAUACGGAGUGCAGUGUCGGUGCGCCGAUAUGUUGUUGCAUGGUGACGUAGCGGGAGGGCCUGUACAACGGAGGCACUUAGGUCUCUCAGGAGUUCUAUGCUCUCGUGGAGUACAGGCCGGGGCGCGGGCGGCUCGCGUCCGCCGCCCGCGCGGCCGCCAGUACUGCGCGAGGAGCAGCAAUGCCAGCAGCAAUGCCAGCAGUCCAGCGAGGACAGUGACCACGACUCGCAAGGCGCGCUGCUCGCGGGCGCCGUCGCCAGGGCUAGAAGACGACAUGCCGUAAAGUUUAAGAGGAAGUCUAAGAUAACCUUCCGAGCACUAAGACGCACAAGUGAGAGCGCGGGCGGCGCGCGGGUGAUUCGCUCGACACCUGACUGGAGUGACUCGGCCAUCAGCAGCGAGCAUCUCUGGGCGCCAACCUCUGUAUCUGGCGAUUUCUGCUACGUUGGAGACUCGGAAUGUCAGAAACACGGAUCUCGAAUGAAAUGUUCGGCGUGCAAGAUCGUGGCGCACCAGGCGUGUAUAGACAUCCUGAUUGAUCGUGUCCAGUUCUCAUGCAAGCCGACCUUCCGAGACGUUGGUGUCCGGCAGUACAGGGAGCAAACCCUGACCCACCACCACUGGGUCCACCGACGUACUGAGAAGGGCAAGUGCAAGGCUUGUGGCAAGUCCUUCCGGCGGCGAUGCUGUGGUUGGUGUCUAACACCUCAGAGAUCUGUAGACAAGACUAUUGACUUACAUGACCAAAUAGGAGAUCGUUCAGUCCAAGCAAAAUUGUCGUUUAGUUCUAAAGAAAUAGUCGCAUUGAGUUGUUCUUGGUGUAAGGAUGCCUACCAUAACAAAGAGAGCUGCUUUAAUUUACAGAGGAUAGGAGAAGAGUGUUCAUUAGGUACGCAAUCAAAUAUAAUCGUCCCACCGUCGUGGAUAGUAAAACUCCCGAAACGGGGUAGCUUUAAGUCUUCGUUAAGAAAAUCACCAAAAAAGAAGAAUACAGCGAAGAAAAAAGGAAAAGACUCUAAAAGCGAACAAAAGACUUUCGUAAUAAAACCAAUUCCAACUGCCAACGUGAAACCGGUGCUGGUCUUCAUCAACCCGAAGAGUGGAGGCAACCAGGGCGCGAAACUGUUGCAGAAAUUUCAAUGGCUUCUCAACCCGAGACAAGUGUUCGACCUCACCCAGGGUGGACCCGGACCCGGGUUAGAAAUGUUCCGCAAAGUCCACAAUUUGCGUGUGCUGGCAUGCGGAGGCGACGGGACCGUGGGCUGGGUGCUGAGUGUGCUGGACCGCAUCGGCUCACGCCCAGCGGUGGGCGUGCUGCCGCUGGGCACGGGCAACGACCUCGCCCGAGCGCUGGGCUGGGGAGGGGGAUACGAAGAUGAGCCGAUCUCAAAAAUCCUUGCGCAUAUUGGCGAGAGUGACACCGUACUGCUCGACCGUUGGGAACUAAAGGUGGAGCCUAACGAGGCGGCCUCGGGCGAGGACACGAGCAACGCUAAACCCGAGCUGCCUCUAAACGUCGUUAACAAUUACUUCUCGUUCGGUGUCGAUGCGCACAUCGCUCUCGAGUUCCAUGAAGCUAGAGAGGCCCACCCAGAGAAAUUCAACUCCCGCAUAAGGAACAAGCUGUUCUACGGCACGGCCGGUGGCAAAGACCUCAUGCAGCGCAAGUGGAAAGGCCUGGCAGACUUCGUCACCAUGGAGUGUGAUGGGAAGGAUUAUACGCCUGUGCUACGGGAACAUAAAGUGCACGCAAUUGUUUUUUUAAACAUUCCAAGCUACGGGGGUGGCACUCACCCUUGGAACAAGUCGGGAGGUACUUCCGACCCCUCGACUGAAGAUGGUCUGAUUGAAGUCGUAGGAUUAACCACUUAUCAACUGCCGUUACUGCAAGCGGGCGGUCACGGUACAUGCAUCACUCAGUGCAAGACUGCAAAGAUCGUCACAACCAAAGUAAUUCCGAUGCAAGUAGACGGUGAAGCUUGCAGACUGGCGCCGUCAGUUAUCACGUUGUGCAGGUUAAACCAGGCUAUUAUGCUUGCUAAGAAGAAACCUGGAAGAGUUUUGGCCCCCCUAGCGACAAUGGACAAACUGGCGUUGACAGUGAAUCUCAUAACGAUGGUUGACUACGAGCGACACCAUUACGAUAAGGAAUUGUUAGCUAAAACAGCGGAACGGAUCGGUACUUUGGAAGUGAACCCAGCGGCUGACUUAGAGCAAAUGCGAACUCUCAUUCAAAACAUGAUCAAAGAAUCUCAAACAUACUCGAAUCUCGUUGACUGGUGGUUCGUCGACUCGGUAACAGCCGAACGGUUCUUUCGUAUCGACAAAGCUCAAGAAAACCUCCAUUAUCCGACGGACAUCGGCCAUGAAAACAUUUACAUCCUCGAUGCAGCACCACUCACUCCUGACACGGAGUCGACAGCUCAUCCUGACACUACCGCAACAGCGUCUCUCGAUCGUACUGGACCUUCAGUGUCUCUGGAUACAACUACAGGCUUAUCGGUUUCGCUGGAUAUAUCACAGAGCGUCGACACACCAAGUGCUGGAGUUUCUUUGGAUGUUCCAGAAUCUCAUGCUAGUGAAUCUGGUUUUGCGAGCCCGGCGCGAACGUCAGAAGAAUUGCUAACGCCACAGACGCCGCCUUCAGGAAUUGCAUCUCAGAAUCAUCCCGCGGCUGCUCCAAAGAUAUCAAUUCUUCCAUCAUCCAAUACAUCGCCACACCCAACGAAAUUGUCAUCAAUACAAGAUACCAAUUCUCCACCUCUCUGCACCAGUCCUCCGGUUAAAGAUUUACAAGCUAAUCGUGAUUCUAUUGCGCGAUUCAAAACCGUUCAUGAAAAGUUGUUUGGAUUUGACCAAGCAGUAUUGGGAUGUAGGAAUUUAUUGGAGAAAACAACUGACGCGCUGCUCAAAGCUGCAAAAGUUGGCGAUUUGAAAAUGAUGAAAGAUCUCCACGCGUCAGGCUACUCGCUCCUGUCAAUAGACGCGACCGGACAGACGGCAUUACACAUCGCAGCCCGGUACGGGAACAAGGAGAUCGUGAAGUACCUGAUCGCCAGCGCCCCCUCAGCUAUACUGAACAUGCGGGAGAACGAGCGGGGACAGACAGCGCUGCAUAAAGCCGCAGCGCACAAGCGGCGAGCGAUUUGCUGCAUGCUGGUGGCGGGCGGCGCGUCGCUCACGCGCCAGGACCACGCCGGUCUUACGCCGCGGCACCAUGCUCUGAGGGCGGAAGAUCAUGACUUGGCCGCGUAUUUAGAAAGUCAGGAACACUUUCAAUUAGUAUCAGAAGAUUUAGAAACUGCUGUGUGAAAUGAAGACGUGACAUUUGUAUUAUAAAAACUAAUAUCAAAUACGAAAACUUCAAGGUCCAAACUAGAAACUUUGACAAAAUGACUUUAAUAAUAUUUAUAAAAUAUUGUAUAGGUACUCAAACACCAAAGUGAUAUUGAGAAUUUCAAAUUAUCUAAUAUUAUUUAUUUCGCUUAAAAUAUUUCCAUUAAAGUGAUUUAGAUUUAUGUAAAAUAUUAGAAGUAAUAAUUUAAAUUAUGAUAGGAUUAUGAGAUUCAAUAAACUCAUUAGAAUUAAUAUUUAUGCAUUGAAAUGUAAUAUUUCCUUUAAUUGUAAUGCACAUUUUAUUAUAUUUCUACAAGUAUGACCAAAAUAUUAAACGAUAUUUUUCUUAAUAAUACGGAAUAAUAGAUCAUAUCAUACUCCUGGAAAUUUAAAAUUAUCUACUUAAGAUUGUAUGUAUCUAAAUUACCUAUGCAAAAUAGUAUCGAGUGCCAUAGUUCUUAUAAGUACAAUUUAUUUAUUUGUAUAUAUUUUGUUAACUAUUUAACGCUGCGAAUUAUAAUAAUUAUGUAUAUUAUAAAAUUUUAUACCAUUUCAGGCAAUUAUAGUUUAAAAUUCUUUAAAUACCUUUCAGUGUUUUCUUUGUCUUUAAACCAACAUUUUGUGUUUUUCUAAUUUGUUGUUUCUAUUUAUCUUAAAUAACAUUAUACAUGAGAAUCCUAAUAAAGUGUUUUGAAAAAAUAAAUGAAAAUAAGGUAAAGAUUAACGUUAUCCAGAGACAAGUUAUUAAAAGUGAAUACUUAGUUUAUUUUACAACAAAGUCAUAAUACGACAGCUAAAUAAAUAAUAUGUUGUGUAACAGAAUGUGUAAUUUAUAAGAAUUAUAUUCUUAUAAGUUACUCAUCUGUUGUUUGUACGAUGGAUAUUUUACCAAAUGGAUGUCUCGUUUGAGAAUUGCAGUCGGAAAUCGUCAGCUUUAACUAAAAUAACAUAAUAUUUAGUUAAAGCUGACGAUUUGAAAAAAACAUUGGAUGAUUUUCACGAAUUACUGCGUAUCAGAAGUGGGAUAGUGUUUAUAAAAAUAGGUAACAAUCAUUCACAAUUGAGUAAUUUACUAGUUGUCCAGUGAACAUGAACAGGCAGAGGAAUGUAAUUCACAUACGUACGUCGUACAUACCUUACUUUUUGAAAUCAUCUCAGAUGUAAUAUAUUCAAAAUAUUAAUUUCCGCGAUAAUUACACAGUAUUUUGAAAGAUAUUUGAUUCAUAAAAAAUAUUGAAAAUGUCUGUCGAUCUAAAAUGCUAAAAAGGUCCACAAUGAUUAAUCGUUUUCUAUAUAAGUAAUAACAGAGUGAUGGACCCACAUCUGGGAAAUUUAAAGGACUUUUGUGAGGGUUCGUAUAGACUUUAAGCAAAACAGAAUUGCAACCAAUAUGUUAUAGUACCUAAUAAUUGAAAUUCAAUUAAUUUAGAAAACAUAAUAAUCAAUUUAGAAACUCCUUCCUGAAAUAAAAAAAAAUAUCCGAUUUCCAUCUAAAUUAACUCAACUAUUUAGUAUAAAGUAAGGUUGUAUAAUUCGUAAGUGUGUGUAAAUAUAAUUUGUUUGGUUUGAGUUACAAAAAAAAAAUGUGUAUGUAAUAAUUAUAUAGUUGAGGAACAUGUAAAUUAUACUUACUAAGCAAGCCUUAUUACUUAAAUGAAUUUAACGAAUUGUUGUGUUUAACUGUUGUAAGAUACAAAGUUUACUCGUGGCAAUAAUUAAUGCCUAAUCAAUAGUGUUGUGUUACAUAUUUGUUAAUCGUAAUAAGCAUAAUAUGAUAUAUCUAUUUUAAUUAUAAUCGAUGUAUCUACAAUAAUAUGAUCUCAGAAUUUCUGAUUGAUAUAGGUACCAGUAUAUAUUACUGUUUCUGAUGUUUCUUUAAUUAUUAUUGCAUUAUUAAUCUUGCGUUUAUUACGGGCGUAUUAUUUAAAUUAAGUUAUCAUUAUUUUAAUUGUGUCUGAUUUUCAUUCUUAAUAGCAAUUUUAGCGACAAAUAUAGGCUUUUGCCUCAGAAUAUAGAAAACUCCAGAAGUUAUCACGCAUAGGAAUGAAGCGAUUGAAAUUACUCUUUUUUGGUGUAAUUUGACGAACAAGCGAUUAGUCACCCUGUGUACACCGUGUUGUGUGACGUGCUAUACCGGUACAUUUUUGGCCUUAUAAUGACGGCUGAAAGUAGUUUCUAGUUUUCUGGAUUCUGAGGCUUUUGCCUAUAGUUAAACACCGCAUUGUAUAGAUACUAGGUCAUAAUAGAGCAGUUCUACUAGGUACACUACGACUUGAAAUUUGACAAAGAUAGAAAUACAUAUGUUAUUAAAAUUCUGGUAAAUUAUUUUAAUCUGGAAAAUCUGAAAUUAUUUUGCAUCGUUGAAAUUUAAAAACAACAAAUUAAUGAUUUUAAUAUUACAGACAAUUUGGUUUCGUGGUUGGUUUGGUGUAGAAGCGCAUAAUGUCACUCCGCACUGAAAAUUAUAUGUAUUGUGGUUAUUGAUAGAUGUAAUAUACCUAUCACAUAACCACAAUGUGUAAGUAAAUCUGUGAAGGCGCCAGAUUUAAAAUAAUUUACCUAUUCAUGUAAUGUUAGGCGACUGUACUAUCGCCUUCAGGCAUGCCUUUGACAUGCUUUAGUCUGUUAGUAUAAAUAUACAUAUAUCUUGUUGGUGUCUACAAAAGCAAGUAUACUCGAGUACAAAACUGCAAGCUCCUCGAUAUAUAUAUAGCUCGAGUAUGAUAAUUAGCUUCUUUAUAGCGCCUAAAGUAAGAGUGCCUUAUGUGAGGUACCUCAUACAUCCAGGGUGAUAUGGCAGCUAUAUUCUCACCUUCAUUAUAUGACUUACAUUACCAACUAUUUUGACUUCAGAUAGUUUUCCGCUAUAGAAAGUCGUCUCUAGCGAAGCAGCAUUGAGUAGUGUUGCUUAUCGAAUAUUGAAUAGUAUUAUUGGCAUUAGUUUGUUUGUUGUCUUGGCGAUGUUCUCAACGAUCACUUGUAAAAUUAGUAGUAUCAUUGAUGUUUUUUAUUAUUAUGACUGUUGCAAAUACCUCUACGUAUGUACUAGAUGUACCUUAUAGUUUAAGUGUUUAACGAAUUUAUUCGUACUUUACUCGCUAGUAAGCGAACAAUGAAAGACAAAGCUGUGAGAAUUUUGAUCUUAAUGUAAAAAGUAAGUUCAUUUAUCGUAAGUGCGAUUGUACGCCUUAAUACAGAUUAAUACAGUAUAUCUACUUGAUGUGUUUGUAGAUAUACCAGUUCGUGUUUCAUAUUGUCCAGUUUUUGUUUUUUUAUGUUUGCUUUCAUCUGCCGAAGUUCACGUUCUACGAUAUAGAUUACUUAAAUAAAAUUAAAUGUAAGUAGACACGUAAAUCAUUUUCAAAUUAUCUGAAUAUUACGAUUAGCUUUUAACUUUCCUUUAAGCAAAAUUAUUAUUAACAGUAAGUUAUACUUUUUAAAAGUAACAAUUUCUGUAUAGGAAUAAUGCGAUGUAUAUAUUAUUACAUUAAUUGAAAUUGAAAAUUAUAAAUCCGAAAGAAUGAUCUUUUUAAUGGCAAAAUAUAAUUAUUAGAUGAUAUUCUUAUAGAAGUUGAUAAACGUUGGCGGUCUAUAAGUAUUACCUACAUAGUUAGAAUAAUUGAUAUAAUUUUACAACCAACAGUUGAUAUAAUCUUAUGAAUUUUACGAAGUACAACUAUGCAAUUUCUCUAUUUUAUAAAUCUCAUUAAGAUAUGAAUAACGGAAUAUCAUUAUAUACGGAUACCUACCUGCUUACAUAAAAUUAAAUUAUCUAUACGAAAACUAUUUAAAACUAAUGAUACGUUAGAAAUACUUUCCUAUUAGAAACGUACUUAUUAGCCUGUGUAUAUAAUUGUACCUAUCGGAGGCCUUCAUCGUGUUAAUAGUCUAAUGAGGUAUCUAUUAUACGAUAGUGUUAGCACUUCUCGACCAAAUUCUAACUUUGUAAACUUUAAAAUGAACAUAAUAUCACUAGAUUUUAGGCAGUCAAGCACUGAUAUAUGUACGAAUGUUUGUCACAUAGGUACCUACUUAUUACCACUACUUGUUAAGAUAUGUACUUUGAUAGAGUUCGAAGUCUGCACAUUGGUUACGUUUACAUAGAACUGCGAAAUUUAAUAUCUUCGAUAGAAUUGAAAAUACCUACUUUACUGGCUAAAAUGACCCAUUAUACAGAGUGUUGCGGAAUAUUUUCCAUAACUUCAAGAUGUUUACAACUCCACUGAUUGAAGAAGAACUGCAUAAAUAAUGUUUUUAACUAAAAAAAAACUUUUGUUAUGAUUUCAUACAAAGUAAUUCAAAUAAUUCCGGCUAUCCAUGUAACACACGCCUUUAUCUAUCCGUAAUAAUACGUAAUCGUAGUGUGUAAGACUGUCGAUAUCGACGAGAUAUUGCAACUGGCACUCCGCACGUUAAUACUAAGCUACUUCAUGAUAUCUAACGGCUAGGUCAUAAUAUAAGGAUGCGAUAGAAAGUAAAGAAUAAUUUAAAAUACUCCAAAAAUAUUCAUUUUAGGACACAUGUUCGUUAGACAUUUUUAAUUAAUUUUCCUUAAAGAAUAAUAUUACUCUAGAGUUAUGGGAAAUACUCCCAAGCACCCUGUAUAAACCAAGAUAUAAGGCUUUUGUGCCCUGUGUUUCGCUAGCUGAAAACUGAAUAACUCACUCAGCACAUACAUUGAACUAAUCAUUAAUUGCUUUUCAAUUUAGCGACCCAAUUAAAUUUGGAUGUAAUGGUUGGAUAUGGUUGGAUAUAUUGAACAUUAUAUUUGAGAUUUUCUUACGUUUUAACGUUCAAUUACUUUGGGAAAAGCUAAUGUGAAGAGUCUCUUAUAAAGCCAUUAAGUUUAGAUAUUUAAUGUUACGUUUCAUUAUUUAUUAGUCAAAUAAUAUAAUAAUUGAUUAAAAGUGUGAUUUUACUUAGGGGUUCAAAACCCUUUAGCUUAUAUUAAGAAGUGGUGUGUUAAUAAAUAAUAAUAAUUAUUGUUGUAUUUAAUUAUUUUUUAACUAUAAAGUUGUUAAUUUAAUGUUGUUAAAAUCAUUUCUGAAUAUUAAUACCUACACGAUCGGUCCAAUAUCUAAUGAAAUUAUGUUAAUACUUAUUACUUUAUUCCUAUUCAUAUGCAAAUUAAUAUGGAGAUGCUCUGUGGACUAAAGUCAGUAGACUCGUCAUGAUUUGGCUGUAGGUUAAUAUAUAAUACAUAAUGAAAAGCCUAUCAAAUAUUUCCACAAAGUACAACUAAGUAUACACGAGUAGGAACGUUGAAAAUCAAUAUUUAUAGUAUCCAGCCUAAUCGUGUAAGAUUCUAAGCCAUAAAAUAGCUAUUUUUAAAGUCUAAACUAAACUUAUUUAGUAAUUUGUGUUCAUCUGAAUAGUCGCGAAUAUACUUAAUUAAUGCUACAACAUUAAAGAAUGUAUUUCAUAAUUAUUUUGCAUAAUAAUUAUGUAAAUUGAUUAUGUUUACUUACUUUACCAUGAUCAAAACUCGAGAAAGACCCAAUAUCCCAAAAUUGCUUUCCACCAUUCCACAUUUUGUGUAUUUUUCUGUAGGUACCUACUGUAAAAACUAAUAAGUAGGUAUAUGGAUACAUUUAACCCUCAUGACGUCUGUCUAGUGCGCAUAGCCACGUAAAUAAACAAUUAUUUUACAUAUUUGAAUACUCUUUAAAAUGAAUCUUCUACAAUGGACUAAACCGACCCAGCCAGACUAGUCCGGUCAAAAAUACAGCCUGAUUUUUGUUCUUCUUUUCAUAGAAGUACCUACCUGAUUAAGUACUUAUCGUAGUUUAAAUCUAAUAAGCCUACAGCAAAAUAGGUAGGUACCUAGGUCUUAUCUACAAAACGUGAUUUAUUAAUAAAUUAUUAAAAAAACUUACUGAAAUACCUAUUAGGUACUCUAGGUACAAAUUAAGUCUAGAUAAUAAAUUCAUUAUAAAAUAAAUGCAUUAAGUAUUCCACGCGUAUUCAUUACACUAGAUAAUUAUAUGAACUUUUAUAAAAUAUUGUGAGUCCUUUAAUAAAAAGUUGUAAUAAUUUUAAUACCUACUGUUUUGUGAGCACUCCUUCCUUUGUAACAUAAUAUACUAUAAUCCUUAAAAUGUAGCUUUAUUAGAAUGAUACCUACCAGUCAAACCUGUGUGACGAAUGCUGAGAAAAGACAAUUACUUAGACAAAUCCACGUGAGUUUACUAAAAGUACAUAUUGAAAAAUUUUAUAUGUUAAUGAAAUUAUGUCGUCACGUUCUCUGAUAAUUGUCAUUCUAAUAAAGCUGUAGUUUAAAGAUUAUUCUUAUUUUUGCACUCAAUAAAGUCACUAUUUUAAAUAAAGUUAUUUGGUGAACACUGCGA